AUGAGUGGAACGGAAACGCAAUUUUGCAAAACUUAUUUAACUGAUGAAGUUUUUCCUGUUGGCGUAUGUUUUUGUCGUACCUACGACAUUAGCGCACCUGCAUGCAAUAGUGAUCCAAAAAUGAUAUCAAUGGCUAAAAGAAUGCUAAUCAUAGAGGCAACUAAUCAUUAUUCACGUUUUGUAUAUCUUCAUAAAUUGAAUACAGCUGGAAAUUUAUGGUGUCUCUCGAGUCCAUUUUAUGCAAAAAUCAUUUUUGAUGGUUACUUUCAUUAA
This is a messenger RNA of Brugia malayi, 273 nucleotides long. RefSeq lists its product as uncharacterized. The transcript is spliced from 2 exons. Lineage: Eukaryota; Metazoa; Nematoda; Chromadorea; Rhabditida; Onchocercidae. The record is from RefSeq and is a predicted model, not a curated record. Bases 1 to 273 code for a protein of 90 amino acids.